This is a messenger RNA of Purpureocillium lilacinum, 1233 nucleotides long. NCBI's taxonomy places the organism in Eukaryota, Fungi, Ascomycota, Sordariomycetes, Hypocreales, Ophiocordycipitaceae. The record is from RefSeq and is a predicted model, not a curated record.
AUGAGGGUGCCGGCGCGUGGAAGUAUCUGGCAGGGUGCUUUCUCGUCGAGGCCAUCCUUUGGGCAACAAACAGGCUUCCCCCUCGCAUUCGGCGUCUUCCAGGAGCACUACGCGCGGCAGCCCGAGUUCGCCGGCGACGGCAACAUCGCCGCCAUCGGCACCGUCGCGACGAGCAUGUACUUCCUCGGCGCGCCCAUCGCCGCGCCCCUCGUGCGCCGCUUCCAGUGGUGGCAGCAGUACAUGCUCGCCACGGGCUGGGCCCUGUGCGCGGCCUCGCUGCUCAUCGCCUCGGCGGUCAACUCGGUGGCCGGGCUGGUCGCCACGCAGGGCGUCCUCUACGGGCUGGGCUUCCUCAUCCUGUACUUCCCCGUGCUGGGCAUGCUCAACGAGUGGUUCGUGCACCGGCGCGGGCUUGCGUACGGCGUGCUCUACGCGGGCGGGGGCGUCGCCGGCGCGGGCCUGCCCUUCCUGCUCGAGUGGCUGCUCUCCGGGUACGGCCACCGCGUGACGCUGCGCGUCAUGGCCAUUGCGCAGUUUGCGGGCCUCGUCCCCGGCCUGAUGCUGCUGCGCCCGCGUCUGCCCCCCUCGGGCACCGCGGCCCUGCGCGCCGUCGACGUGGCGUUCCUGCGGCGGCCGCUGUUCUGGGCCUUUGCCGCGUCCAACUUUUGCCAGGGGCUGGGCUACUUCAUCCCGUCGCUGUACCUGCCUACGUUUGCGACGACGGGCAUGGGCCUGUCCGGCUCGGUGGGCGCGCUGAUCCUCGCGGUGAAUAACCUGGCGUGCGUCGUCGGGCAGGUCGCCUUUGGGCACCUGACGGACCGGAAGGCCAACAUCCACGUGCUCGUGUCGGCGACGACGUUUGUGGCGGGCGUCGCGACGCUGACGCUGUGGGGGCUGGCGGGCUCGCUGGCGACGCUGCUGGCGUUUAGUGCCGUGUAUGGGGCGUUUGCGGGCGCAUAUAUCGUGUUUUGGCCCAAGUUUGGGUCGCUGCUGAGCGAGGAUCCGCAGACGGUGUAUAGCCUGAUGGCGUUUGGGAAGGGCAUCGGCAACGUCGUGACGGGUCCCAUAUCGGCGGGCCUGGUGCGCGGGCAGGUGACGGCGGGCGGGUACGGAUUAGGUCGAUUCGGGGGGCUGGUGGUGUUUGUGGGGAGCCUGAUGCUGCUGUCGAGCCUCGAGGGGGUGUGGCUGCCCGCGCGGCACUUGAUGAUGCGCAGGGGGCUGCGGUUUGGCUGA